CAGACAAAUAUUAUAGUUACAGGAAUGACUGCUUGUUUCGUUCUUUACACAAGAUCGGCAGGCGUCGCCUACUUUUCCAUCGGAGCUGUCUUCUGUAGUCUUACGGUCAAGGUCGUGAAAAGGGUCGUCCGACAACCCCGACCUCCGCCAGAAGCAGUCCUGCGUCGAAAGGCAAAGCAGUCCUACGGAAUGCCCAGCACCCAUUCAGCAACAAUAACUUUCUUUGCGGCUUACAUACUCUUGGCCGCGACCUAUCUCCCCGUCCACCAUUCCCUUCCAUUGAAUUCUGCUUCAAGAGUGGUACCAGUUCUCAUCAUAUUUCCCUGGGCAGUAAUGAUCAUGAUGUCAAGAGUGUGGCUUGGACACCACACAUGGGCGCAGGUGUUGGCAGGGAGUGCUUAUGGAGUUGUCUUCGCGUCUGUGUGGUACGCGUUGUGGACGGGUGGAUUAGAUGAGUAUGGAAAGGUGGUGGAAAAGGAAUUUGCUAACCGGAUAUUUAUUUAA
Molecule: messenger RNA, 504 nt
Organism: Laccaria bicolor S238N-H82
Lineage: Eukaryota; Fungi; Basidiomycota; Agaricomycetes; Agaricales; Hydnangiaceae
Exons: 2
Molecular function (GO): sphingosine-1-phosphate phosphatase activity
Source: RefSeq, a predicted model, not a curated record